Molecule: messenger RNA, 900 nt
Organism: Lasiosphaeria miniovina
Lineage: Eukaryota; Fungi; Ascomycota; Sordariomycetes; Sordariales; Lasiosphaeriaceae
Exons: 3
Coding region: 1-900 (299 amino acids)
Source: RefSeq, a predicted model, not a curated record
AUGUCCUACAUCGCAGAGUACUGGCCCAAGGCGGCCAUCCAAGAGGCAGCAAAAAUGGAGAAAUCGCAUACGAAACAUCACGAGUCGAGGAAGUUGUCUGAGAAGACUCGGAAGGAGAAGCUCGAGACCCCACACGUGGGAGUUUGCGGGCCCUACGAUUGCAGAUUCCAAUACAUUGACGCCGAUCUUCAACAAGGCUUCAAGUCUUCGUACGGUAAAGUCAAGUCGUGGGCUUUGACAGUCGAGGAAGAUUUGAAGGAGAACAGCAUUGACGAUGCCGUAUUUCAGCGGCUGCAGCAGCGCUUGAGCCCCACAAAGCAGCAGGACUUGAUGGGGUUACUCGCCUCGAACCCUGUUCAGCAAGAGAUGUGGGUGACUCAGCUGAGGAACGAUGACAGGCAUCUCUACGAAGUUGUCUUUCGCGUCAUCUGGAGACUUCUUCACGAUCAGGUAUUCCCCAAAAAGGACCCAAUCGGCACUCGGCUUCCUGGCAGCUCUGUCGAGCAAGGCGAGAAAGGUUCAAUCUUUGCCACCGUGCAGAAGCUCCUUGGCGAGCAAGACAAGGGAAGCAAGGCGAGGAACCAGGAUAUCGAGCAGGGUAUCAUCGAAUAUGCCGCCAAACUGCACCAAAGUAUCUGCUCUGCAGAACUCGCGUCCGAGAAGUACGGUGCCGUUCGGCAUCGCUUCUUGGAGCGAGUAUCUUUCAACGAGUGGCAUCAGAAGCACCACUGUGUCCCCAUAACGCCCGCCAUUGUUAGAGAGGUUUUGGCCACGAGACAGGAAUUUCUAGUCAUCAAAGAGACGGUCUCGGGCUACAAGUUUGGUGAAGCAAAGUCCAAAACGGCCGAGCCCCUGCCAGCUCAAGCUCCAGUCUUGUCGCAGUCGAACAAAGAGGUCUGA